UGUUAGUCUGUGUCUGCGCAAAGUUCUUAUGAUAUUACACUGCGGGAGCUGAAUAAACGACUUGACGUCCUAUUGCGGCCUAGAUCGGAGAGAGUGUUCUUAGCUAUUACAAUGACGUCGAGGUUUAGAGCUUCCAGCACACGGUGGACUGAAGGGGUCCAAACUCAUUUCAGCUCACACGAUCCCUACAUCGUCGUCACUGCAACAUGGCUCCCUUGCGCAGCGACUCAUCCCUGUCCAAGAGACGCAGCAAACACACGAGGAGCACGAAACAACGUUCUGGAUCUCGCGAGAUUCUCUCCGAAAGUGGAUUUAACAUCAGGUUGAAAAGGCCAUUCUGUGGCCUGACAGGCACAUGGCUCACUGUCUGGGUCACAGUGGCCUGCGCGACCGACAUGGCACUUUUGGGUUAUGAUCAAGGUGCCUUCGGCGGUGCUGUUGUCACUCCGGAUUUUCUCGAUAAGCUCAAUUUGAACAACAACUCAUCGCUCAUCAGUACGGUCACAGCUAUCUACGGCAUUGGAUGUUUCUUCGGCGCGGUCUCGGUCUGUGCUAUUGGCGAUCCACUCGGGAGGAAGAAUUUUGUCACUGGAAGUGCCUCGUGGCGUGUCCCAUUAGCCUUCAAGUUCCUGUUCAUCAUCAUUCUCCUCGCACCUGGACGCGCUGAUGAGGUCGAGAGGAUCCUUGCUGAUCUCGAAGCUGCCGAUGUCGACAAUCCGUACAUUAUCACUCAGUCAAAAGAUAUCCAAUGGGCUGUGCAGUACGAAAAGGACUAUGCCGUAUGUUGGCGCGAUCUGCUUCGUGGCCGCGCUGGAGACCAGGCUGGCACGCAUACCAUCAGACGAGUGAGCCUCGGCAUGGGAACACAGGCUAUGCAACAGCUGUCUAGCACUAACGUGACUUCCUACUACUUGGCCACUGUCCUCAUCGAGUCAGUGGGCCUGUCCAAUAAUCUCGCCUGCCUCCUGGCUGCAUGCAACUCAGUCUCUUGCCUUCUCUUCUAUCUCAUCAGCAUACCCAACGUCGAGCAUUGGGGCCGCCGGAAGAUGAUGAUGUAUGCCGCAGCAGGCCAGUUCUUCUGCUACACGAUCAUCACCAUAUGCAUCCGUUCUACAGCGGCCCACGCCGCCACAACAUCACUCUCACCAACUACAAAUCAACCAUGGGCAAAAGGGUCAAUUGCGUUCUUCUUCCUAUACUCUGUCUUCUUCGAUGUUGGAUGGCAAGGCGUGGCAUGGCUCUACCCGACAGAGAUCAACUCCAUGAUAAUGCGAACAAAGGGCGCUGCCCUGGGAACAGCAACUAAUUGCUGGCAAUUCUACAUCUGGUGCGUGUUCAACUUCGCAUUCAUUCGAAUAGGUGAGUAUUUUCCUCCUCGCUUACCUCCCGUCCCUUCUAACGAUCUCGCGGUUUACUUCUUUUACCCUGAGACCACCGGCUGCACGCUCGAAGAUCUGGAUCGCUACUUUCGUGGCGAUGCGCCUCUGUUUUGGAUCAAGAGCGAGAAGCCAGAGAUUAGGAGGCACAGUAGUGUGGUCACAGGCGACGUGGCCGCUGCGAAUGAUGCAAAUCAGAAGAAGUCGAGAACGGAGGGAGCGGAGUACCAUGACGACGUAUGA
Molecule: messenger RNA, 1619 nt
Organism: Macroventuria anomochaeta
Lineage: Eukaryota; Fungi; Ascomycota; Dothideomycetes; Pleosporales; Didymellaceae
Exons: 11
Coding region: 207-1619 (470 amino acids)
Biological process (GO): carbohydrate transport; transmembrane transport
Cellular component (GO): membrane
Molecular function (GO): carbohydrate:proton symporter activity
Source: RefSeq, a predicted model, not a curated record